UGCCGAGGAGCAUCUCUCUUGCAGCAUCCUUUGGCCAGAGGCCUGCCAUCUCCUCCUUGCCAUGGCGACGGGAUGCAGGAGCAGGAGGAAGGGAUGGAGAUGACCCAGAGGAUUCUGUCUGAGAAGGAUUGCCUUGUCACUGACCUCUGGCAGGGGAAGGAUAGGGAAAGGUCAGACUCACUCACUGCUGGGAUAGAGAUGCUCCCCUUGGACACCACUCCCAGGUGAGAGCUGAUGGACCUUUAGCUCAUUUGGCCUACUCUAGUAUUGCGGCAGCCUUUGCCUCUGUAAAGCAAGGCCCCCCAUUUUCUGGAUUUCCCAGCCCUCCGUGAGCACCAUGGGGGAGAAAUCGGAUUAUCAGCGACUGGCCAGCGGAGAGGAGGAGGAAGAAGAGGGGAAGGUGGUGUCGGAAGUGCUCAGGGCCACCGUGACUCAGGCUCCCAGGCCGGACUUACUGGACGUGCCAGGCCAGAGGAAGCUGAGCUGUGGCAUGCAGGUGGAUGAAGGCACCGACUGGCUUCUGGAGCUGUUAACGGAGGUCCAGCUGCAGCAGUAUUUUCUGAGGAUCCGUGAUGACCUCAACGUCACCCGCCUCUCGCACUUUGAAUAUGUCAAGAAUGAGGAUUUGGAGAAGAUUGGCAUGGGGAGGCCUGGUCAGAGGCGACUCUGGGAAGCAGUCAAAAGGAGGAAGGCAGUGUGCAAGAGGAAAUCCUGGAUGAGCAAAGUCUUCAGUGGGAAGCGGCCCGACUCAGAGUUCACCCCACAGCCGCCGAAUGCACUGUGCAAGAGGUCCACCCCACCCCCCUUGGAUGAGAGGCAGCACCAGGCCUUGACUUGCCUGAUCAGCGAGAAGGACCUGAUGCUCUUUGAGAAGCUGGGAGAUGGCUCCUUUGGGGUGGUUCGACGUGGAGAGUGGUGUGCUCCUUCUGGCAAGUUGCUGAAUGUGGCAGUGAAGUGUCUCAAGACGGAUAUGCUGAGCCAGCCGGAAGCCCUGGAUGACUUCAUCCGGGAGGUCAAUGCCAUGCACUCCUUGGAUCAUGUCAACCUCAUCCGCCUGUAUGGCGUGGUCCUCUCCAAUCCCAUGAAGAUGGUCACGGAGCUGGCCCCGCUUGGCUCCCUCCUGGACCGCCUUCGCAAAAACCAGGGGCACUUCCUCAUUGCCAUUCUCUGCCAAUAUGCCAUCCAGAUCGCCAAAGGUAUGGCAUACUUGGAGUCCAAGCGCUUCAUCCACCGUGAUCUGGCCGCCCGCAACAUCCUCCUGGCCGCCAACGAUUUGGUUAAGAUUGGUGACUUUGGCCUCAUGCGGGCCUUGCCCAAGAACGACGACCAUUACGUCAUGCAAGAGCAUCGCAAAGUUCCUUUCGCUUGGUGUGCUCCCGAAAGUCUGAAGACCCGCACCUUCUCGCACGCCAGUGACACUUGGAUGUUUGGAGUCACGCUGUGGGAGAUGUUCACGUACGGACAGGAACCAUGGGUUGGCCUGAACGGCAGUCAGAUACUACACAAGAUUGACAAGGAAGGCGAGAGGUUGGCCCGACCAGAAGACUCUCCCCAGGACAUCUACAAUGUCAUGUUGCAGUGCUGGGCUCAUAAGCCAGAAGACCGACCUACAUUUGUAGCCCUGCGGGACUUCCUUCUGGAGGCUCAACCCACGGAUAUGCGAGCCCUGCAAGAUUUUGAAGAGCCGGAUAAGCUCCUUAUCCAGAUGAAUGACAUCAUUACGGUCAUCGAGGGCAGGGCUGAGAAUUACUGGUGGCGGGGUCAGAAUAAGCGGACCCUGAAGGUGGGCCAGUUCCCGCGCAACACGGUGACCUCGGUGGCAGGGCUCUCGGCGCACGACAUCAGUCAGCCGCUUAAAAACAGCUUCAUCCACACAGGCCAUGGAGACACCAACCCCCAGCAGUGCUGGGGCUUCCCCGAUAAGAUUGACGAGCUGUACCUGGGAAACCCCAUGGAUCCUCCAGAUGUCUUAGGAGUGGACUUGAAUGCCGCCAGGCCCACCCAGCUCCCAGGAAGGACAAAAAAAAACCGACCUACGAUCCGUCAGUGAAGAGAGAAUCCCCUCUCCGUAGCCUCAAG
This is a messenger RNA of Sceloporus undulatus (fence lizard), 2079 nucleotides long. It is a transcript of the gene TNK2, whose product is annotated as tyrosine kinase non receptor 2. The record is from RefSeq and is a predicted model, not a curated record. NCBI's taxonomy places the organism in Eukaryota, Metazoa, Chordata, Lepidosauria, Squamata, Phrynosomatidae. The coding region runs from base 338 to 2050 and encodes 570 amino acids. The transcript has 13 exons. Gene Ontology annotation, molecular function: ATP binding; protein binding; protein tyrosine kinase activity. Gene Ontology annotation, biological process: protein phosphorylation.